Thalassophryne amazonica is the source of this 2074-nucleotide messenger RNA. It is a transcript of the gene alas1, whose product is annotated as aminolevulinate, delta-, synthase 1. Gene Ontology annotation, cellular component: mitochondrion; mitochondrial matrix. Bases 200 to 2074 code for a protein of 624 amino acids. The record is from RefSeq and is a predicted model, not a curated record. Gene Ontology annotation, biological process: heme biosynthetic process; hemoglobin biosynthetic process; erythrocyte development. The transcript has 11 exons. Gene Ontology annotation, molecular function: pyridoxal phosphate binding; 5-aminolevulinate synthase activity. NCBI's taxonomy places the organism in Eukaryota, Metazoa, Chordata, Actinopteri, Batrachoidiformes, Batrachoididae.
CGUUCGUCCUCAGUGUAGGAUAACGUGAAGGUAUUGUCGUCUUUUACUCAUCGCCAUUAACAACUGUUUCCUCUGUUUGGUCUUGGCUUCGUUACUGUUGUUCUGUUCAGUUAAAAAAAAAAAAUCCUUCAAGAAGAUUUUGCCAUAGAGCGUGACUCGUUAAUCGGCUUGUGUACAAUCUCAACCGUUCCUCCUGACUAUGGAUGUGAUAGUACGUCGCUGUCCAUUCCUUGCUCGUGUGCCUCAGGCUUUCUUCCAGCAGUCCAAAAAGUCUCUGGCAGUGUAUGCCCAGCGAUGCCCCUUCAUGAUGGAGCUAGCCUCCAAACCCAUGGCCCCAUCACUGGCACGUGCCCUAUGUUCCUCUUCAUCCUCCUGGCAGAAGAUUGAGGAUACCAUGUCCACUGGUGAAGUUCUCAAACCAAAAGCGGAAGCCAAACUGCCUGACGUUCUUGCCGCGCCACCCUCGGAUGAGGUGGUGGCCCCCAAAUGCCCUUUCCUGGCUGCUGAGAUGGGCCAGAAGAACAGUAAUGUGGUCCGCCAGGUCGGCGUGGAAUUCCAAGAGGAUGUUGAAGAAAUCAGGACUGUGCAGAAGGAAGGGCCCCCUGCUCAGUUGGAGCAGCUGUCAUUGAUUGGUAAAACUAUGGGAGAGGAAGGACGUCUAAUGAAGAGUCUGCUGAAACAGAGACCGAAGAGGGUCUCUCACUUGCUCCAGGACAACUUGCCUGGCAGUUUUACCAGGUUCCAUUACGACAACUUUUUCGAGAAGAAGAUCGAAGAGAAGAAGAGCGAUCACACAUACCGUGUGUUUAAGACUGUGAAUCGUCUGGCAAAUGAGUUCCCUAUGGCUGACGACUUCACAGGCUCUCUGGAGAACAAGAGGGAGGUGUCUGUGUGGUGCAGCAAUGACUACCUCGGCAUGAGUCGACACCCACGGGUGGCGCAAACCAUCAUGGAGACUUUGCGGAAGCAUGGAUCGGGAGCAGGAGGCACCAGGAACAUCUCUGGGACCAGUAAAUUCCAUGUGGAGCUGGAGCAAGAACUCGCAGACCUUCACAGGAAGGACGCGGCCCUGCUCUUCACUUCCUGUUUUGUUGCUAAUGACUCCACUCUCUUCACCCUGGCCAAGAUGCUGCCUGGCUGUGAGAUCUACUCCGACGCAGGCAACCACGCAUCAAUGAUACAGGGCAUCAGGAACAGCGGCGCUAAGAAAUUUAUUUUCCACCACAAUGACGUGGCCCACCUCCGAGAGCUGCUGGAGAAGGGUGACCCCACCAAACCUAAGAUUGUCGCCUUUGAGACGGUGCAUUCCAUGGAUGGUGCUGUUUGUCAGCUGGAGGAGAUGUGCGACUUGGCCCAUGAGUUUGGUGCCAUUACCUUUGUUGACGAGGUUCACGCUGUUGGCCUGUACGGCUCCAGAGGAGGGGGCAUUGGAGACAGGGAUGGCAUCAUGCACAAAAUGGAUAUAAUUUCGGGGACUCUUGGUAAGGCCUUCGGCUGUGUCGGCGGUUACAUCGCGAGUACUGCCGGCCUGGUGGACACGGUGCGUUCUUACGCUGCUGGCUUCAUCUUCACCACUUCCCUGCCACCGAUGCUCUUAGCCGGGGCCAAGCAGUCCAUCCAGAUUCUUAAAGGAGAAGAGGGCCGCACUUUGAGACGCAAACAUCAGCGUAACGUCAAGCUGCUGAGACAAAUGCUGAUGGACUCCGGGCUGCCCGUCGUGCACUGCCCCAGCCACAUCAUCCCAAUCCGGGUGUCGAAUGCAGAGAAGAACACAAAGGUGUGUGACCUUAUGAUGAGCCACCACAACAUCUACGUGCAGGCCAUCAACUACCCCACUGUUGCCAGAGGGGAUGAGCUUUUGCGCAUCGCACCAACUCCACACCACACGCCGGAGAUGAUGAAGUACUUUGUUGACAGGCUGGUGCAGACCUGGAAGGAGGUGGGCCUGGAGUUGAAGCCCCAUUCGUCUGCAGAGUGCAACUUCUGCCAGCAGCCGCUGCACUUUGAGGUGAUGAGCGAACGAGAAAAGUCAUACUUCAACGGCCUGAGUCACCUCGUUUCAGUCUGCGCAUAA